Messenger RNA from Diversispora eburnea, 1890 nucleotides. NCBI's taxonomy places the organism in Eukaryota, Fungi, Glomeromycota, Glomeromycetes, Diversisporales, Diversisporaceae. The record is from the annotation of a GenBank genome assembly.
AUGUCUGAACGUGGAACUCACGAACCAUACUUCGGGUAUAACGCUCUGGUCGACUAUUUACAAAUCUAUAACAACAAGUCGUACCGCAGUUUCCUCGAACUUAAUCGUAAUACCAUAAUUUCCUCCAUACUUUCUUCAACAACGCGUUUCAGCUGGAAUGAUCUUGACAAUCUUUGGGCAGGUCGUUUUAUAUGUGAAGGAACUAAAUUUGAUACUUCUUUGGACAAAAAGCCUAUUGUGGAUACUAUUAAUCGAGAAGGGGACGAAAUAGGAGAAUAUGAUUAUAAUAACCCACCACCAUCAAGACGUUCCGUAAUAUCAUCCCCAUACUUCCUUCAUCAAAAUAAUGUGCGAGCACGACUGAAAAGAUUUGCUUACAAAGUAAUAUUCUACGAUGCUCCUCAACAAAUACCGGAAGAAGUUGAUACUCAAGAAUCAGUUCUUUGUGGUGUUUGCCUGGAUGAAAUUAACCCACAAAUUUCGAAACCGAUCACUAUAUUAGUUUGCGGACACUACAAUUGUCUUGAACAAGGAUCCUCCUCUGAUGUACAUUGUACAGUGUGUCACGGAAAAAAUUCGAAUAACAAUGCAUCAUCUACUUGUUCAGAAUUACCUGUAAUUUCUCAAUCAUCCGAUUCAACUAUUGAAACUUACUCCGAUGAAGAAAAUGAUAUAGGUUCUGUGGAUCCAAAUCUGGUACAAAACGUUAUUCCUUCUGAAACGGAUCUUGACAAUAUCCCUAAACAGGUAGUAAACAUCACUUCUGUUACACCUAAUCUCAGCGAAAUUGAGCAAAGCUCAGAAUCUGCGUCAUCUAUCUGCACAGAAACUAAAUCAUUGGAGGAUAGGGAGGUUGAUGAAUUUCUGGUUGAAAGACAUAAUGAACAGAUUAGUAACGAGAUUAGAGAAAGAAACCGGGAAAAGAAGUUCAGAUCUCAAGACCUAUCUUCGGAUAACAUUUCGCAAUCUAAUAAAAACAAAGUACAGAAAUUUAUGUUAGAAGUUUCUGAAAACUCUAGUCCACAAUUACAAUAUACCGAUUCUAUUAUCUCCGAAGGAGGCACGGCUAAUGGUAAUGUAGAUAUGGACGUGACUUCUACAACCCCGAAUGAAACAAAAUUUCAACCCAGCAAUACUAACUUUACGCUUUUAUAUGAAAAGCUUUGUGAUGCUAUAAUUCUUGCUGAUCGUAAAACCCAAGAAGCUAUCGUAUGUUAUUGCCUAUUUGGAAAGGCUCUUAUUCAAAGACGUAAUGAAAUAGCAUCGGAAAAACAAGUUGAUCCAGAAUCCAAUGCUGUUAGUAGAAUUUUAAAUAAAGAAGUAAAAGCACAGUUACCCGCAGACACUUCUGAUAGCCUUUUACGUAAGAGAAUUGAAAAAGCAAAGAAGCUUUAUAAACUUUUUGACGCAAUAGAUAAUGUAUCCUUUGAUUAUAGCAUUCAAAUUGAGUUACAUAGUGAUGAGAAAAAUCCUGAACAUGUGACCCAACUUUGUGAACCGAGUCCACGAACAUAUACGGAAGAGACUGGGCUCGAUCCCUGGAUAAAGUCUGAAACUUCCGAAUCUUCUCAAAUCAAAAAGGAUACUGAUAAUUAUACGAGACAUGACGGUAUUAUCAAGAUUUCUAAGUUUCCGGAAGAAAAAAGUAUAAUCCUUGAUGCGGUACAUAAACGCUUCCCUUUCUUGUCUUACACUAAUUCGAAUGCAUGGCAUCGGGAUGUAUUUAAAUAUACUGAUUCAGAAGCUAAAUGUCCGAUAUGCAAAGAAAUACAUACACGAUAUUGUAUAUGGGGUGAUUGGAGCUGUUUAGGUAAAGAUGAUCAUUAUUAUCUCAAUUGUUCAUUUCGUAUCGAUCAAAAGAAAAUUAUAAUUGCUAAACAGAUCUCAUGA